Messenger RNA from Guyanagaster necrorhizus, 576 nucleotides. RefSeq lists its product as uncharacterized. The coding region runs from base 1 to 576 and encodes 191 amino acids. The record is from RefSeq and is a predicted model, not a curated record. The transcript is spliced from 6 exons. Lineage: Eukaryota; Fungi; Basidiomycota; Agaricomycetes; Agaricales; Physalacriaceae.
AUGAACGAGAAUUCGAAAAAACAUUAUUUUCGAUCCCCAAGACGGAGCUCAAGCGCCGGGAAAAACCAGAGAGCGAAGGAAGCAAGAAAGGUGGCCAAGGCAGAGAGUAAGCCAUCUGACGAUGACCUCAACCCUAACAAAUACUACGAGCUGCGCUCGAGGCAGAUACUGGCUCUCAAGGCCAGCCAGAAUCCCGAUCCUUACCCUCACAAGUUUCAUGUAACCUCAUUUAUAACAACGUACAUACGGCUCCGAAAGCACGAUUCCACCCGACCGCAACAGUGGAACAACACAGUCGAGGAUGAGGAUGAGCGAGAAGAGGAGGCCGAAGAAGGUGGAGUCAAGGGACUGGAGAAACGAUCGGUUGAGGAGACCGUGGUCACUACCAGCCCGUGCAGAUUCGUACAUGCUCUUCUUGAGAAUCCUGGAUUCAGCGUAUUGAAGACUGGGAGAGGUUUCGAUGGGUCAUCAUCCGGGGCUGGGAGAAUGUGUCUUGGGUGGCCUCUGGCUACUGAAAGUGCUAAAAGUGCUAAUUGGGGCGUAUUUUACGAACGAGGGAAUCGCAGGCAUAAGUGA